This is a messenger RNA of Phlebotomus papatasi, 973 nucleotides long. RefSeq lists its product as uncharacterized. Bases 77 to 916 code for a protein of 279 amino acids. The transcript has 2 exons. NCBI's taxonomy places the organism in Eukaryota, Metazoa, Arthropoda, Insecta, Diptera, Psychodidae. The record is from RefSeq and is a predicted model, not a curated record.
GACAGUUGGAACCACGAAUUUUCCAGGAGAGUGUUGUUUAUUGAGUCCUCCGACGGAAAUAUAGGAAAAAAUCACCAUGAGGAACUGUUUUGUGCCCUUUUGCGACAUGCAGUGCAAAGAUAUGGAGAAAAGGAUGAUGUUCCUGCCACCAAAGGAUGAAGAAACAUUCGCAAAAUGGAAGGAAAAUCUACCCAAAAAGCGCCCUUUCAAGCGAAAUGAUAGAGUUUGCGAGAGGCAUUUUCAUCCUGAAGAUAUUGUCAAGACGUGGGAGCAUGUUAUAAACGGGCAGGUGUUUCAUUUAGAAAGAGGAAAGCCUCGACUGAAGCAAUUUGCCGUUCCGACCCUCAAUUUUCCCAAUGACGAUGAAAUUCGGGAUAGAAAACCCCGGAAAAGGUCAUCCAAUGAGGGUUCAUCGGGCAGAGAAGUGAAAAAGCAAAGGAAACAGGUGGUGGAAAUCCUUGAGAUGAGCGAGAAGGAUAUUAGCUUAAUAAAGGAGGAACAGGAGGCAGAACUUGCGGCAAUAGAAAAUUCAAAUGAAGAGAAGAAAAGGGCAUUUGAGUGUCUCCUGGAAGAGAUUCAUGAUGUUAUACUUCCGUCAAUGCUUUGGGGCAUCCAUCGAGAUCCCAAUCAGGAAUACUUUGCUUUCACCUUCUUCGAUGAAGGACGAAUGGCCACGACAAAAAUUGUGCACGUGGAUUCCAAUCUCAUCAUGUCCACACAUAUUAAGGGAGUCCUUGUGUCCUCCGAUGAGCUCAACUGCGACAUAGUAUCCGGGAAUGGGACUGAAUACCUUUCAGCAAUCCUGGCAGAAAUCGAUGAGCAAGUCAUUUGUCCGGGACUUGAUGAAAGUUGUCAGAUUUACCCAGAAACUGAUAGCACAGAAUGCAGCCAAUGUCAAAAGGCGAGAGAGGCAUAAAUCUUAUAUUAUUAAUGCAUAAAUAAAUUAAAAUUAAGGAAUUUUAAACAUAAAAAA